GCACCGCGGACUACGCUUCCCGGCGUGCCUUGGGAGGGAGGAGGAGCUGCGCGCGCGCGCGUACGAGCCGGCCGCGAGAGGGGCGUGAGGAGCGGCGGCCCGCCGGCUAGUCAGUCAGUCAGUCGCGUUGGCGGCGGCAGCAGCAGCAGCAGCAGCAACGGCAACGCGGGUCACCUCAGGAGCAGCAGCAGCAGGAGGAGGAGGAGGAGGAAGCGGUGAGGUGAGGCGAGGCGGCGGCGGCGGGGCUGACCGGCCGCGAUGGGCACUCUGAGCGGCGGGCGCAGGGAGGUCCUGGCCGGGCCGUCGCCGCUGCUGCUGCUGCUGCCGCCGCCGCCGCCGCCCUCCUACCCCGCCUGACCGCCAUGGAGCUGGAGCCGGAGCCCCCGCCCGGCACGGCCGCAGGAGGAGGACGGAGGCCGCCACCAGGACCAGCGCCACCGUCUCCGGGACACCCCCUGCCCCCCCCGCCGCCGCCGCCGCUGCCCCUUCCUCCUCCUCCUCCGCCUCCUCAUAACGGGUUCUGCCGAGAGCCUACAUCUGAGCAUGAUCCACUUUCCAGUACAGAUGUUGAACAGAUGAACUCCCCUUCUUCUGUGCUUCUAUUGAACACUAGCAAUGACCGAGUGGACCAGCGCACCUGCCUGAUCUGUGGCGACCGAGCGACGGGCCUGCACUACGGCAUCAUCUCAUGCGAGGGCUGCAAAGGGUUCUUCAAGCGGAGCAUUUGCAACAAGCGGGUCUACCGAUGCAGCCGCGACAGGAACUGUGUCAUGUCCCGCAAGCAGCGCAACAGGUGCCAGUACUGCCGCCUGCUCAAGUGCCUCCAGAUGGGGAUGAAUCGGAAAGCAAUCCGCGAAGAUGGCAUGCCUGGAGGCAGGAACAAGAGCAUUGGACCUGUCCAGAUCUCUGAAGAAGAGAUUGAGCGGAUCAUGUCUGGGCAAGAAUUUGAAGGGGAGGCCAGCAUCUCCUGGAGUAACAACGGGGACAGUGACAACAGCUCCCCCGGCAACGGGGUGUCUGAGAGCAACCAGCCCUCCCCGGUCUCAACUCCGUCUUCAAGUAGGUCUGUGGAGCUGAAUGGAUUUACUGCACUCAGGGAUCAGUAUAUGGGGACGCCGGUGUCUGCGCCCUAUCAGUACCUUCCGCACCUUCUGAGCUGCCCGGCUCACUCAGCCCUGCUGCCCCCACAACCCCGAAGCCUCGACCCCCAAUCCCAUGGCCUCCUCAUCAGCCAGCUGGUGUCUGCAGAGGACCUGGAGCCCCUGGGCACCCCGAUGCUGAUUGAAGAUGGGUACAAAGUGACUCAGGCCGAGCUCUUUGCGCUGCUCUGUCGGCUGGCGGAUGAGCUGCUCUUCCGGCAGAUCGCCUGGAUCAAGAAGCUGCCUUUCUACUGUGAACUGUCCAUCAAGGACUACACCUGCCUCUUGAGCUCCACCUGGCAGGAGCUGAUCCUGCUCUCCUCCCUCACCGUCUACAGCAGGCAGAUCUUUGGGGACCUGGCUGAUGUGACCUCAAAGUACUCUCCCUCGGAUGAUGAGCUCCACCGGUUUAGCGAAGAGGGGAUGGAAGUGAUGGAGCGGCUCAUCUAUCUGUUCCGCAAGUUCAGCCAGCUGAAAGUCAGCAACGAGGAGUAUGCCUGCAUGAAAGCCAUCAACUUCCUCAAUCAAGAUAUCCGAGGCCUGUCGAAUGCAUCCCAGCUGGAGCAGCUGAACAAACGGUAUUGGUACGUCUGCCAGGAUUUCAUGGAGUUCAAGUACCCACAUCAGCCAAACCGGUUUCCAGAUCUGAUGAUGUGUCUGCCAGAGAUCCGAUACAUUGCAGGGAAAAUGGUGAAUGUCCCAUUGGAGCAACUGCCCCUCCUCUUUAAGGCGGUUUUGCACUCCUGCAAGGCCAGCCUGAGCAAAGAGUGAGCAGCCAUCCCUCUCUCCCUCCAGCAAGGAGAAAGAGGAGCAGGAGGAGGAUCCUGCGACUGAGGCCAAUGGGAACGGCUGCAGCCGGGCAGCGGGUAGCCUUGCUGUUACAGCAAGAAUCCUUGUGGGUUUCGUUGUCCCCCCCCCCUUUUUUUUUUUUACUCGUUUCCUAUAAUAUUUAUUUCACGACAGAGUUGAAUGUAUGAUCUUCAACCCCGUGCACAGCAUUCCGUCCGAAUGUGGCUGAUGCGUCCUCUUGCAGUUUACAGAAUGUGAAGAUGUUUGUUACAGUGUUUUAGGGUUAGAUCUUUUGUACUGGGAGGGGGUGGGGGGAGGGCUGGGGCUGAUGACUAAGACUACCUCAAGGAGAAGGUGCUGUUCACUCAUUCUGUGGGUCACACCCAAAGCGUUCAUCCCAUGAGGCAAUCGGCCAUCCUUGGCGGCCAGAAUCGGGUCUCCCCUUGAGAAGUGACAAGGAGCGUGGGGCUGCCGCCUGCCUCGUUCUCUCAGUCAGCUGCCCACAAAGCUUCUCUAGGUAGCACACACGCCACGCCACCCUUUCUACUGCUUGCAGGCCCUCUUGGUGCUCCAGUCACAGCCGCCACAUUCCUUUACAUUAUCACACGUGUGCAAGACUGCAAAGAAGGGAACAUGGUAGCUGACUGUCAGCAGGUGAGAGGGCAUCCCACAGUCUGAGGAGCUCUGUCCUAGGCAUUUCCUGCCCGCCUAAAAGCUGGGAGGGCAAAGCCAAGCAGGAAGAGAGUGGAUAUCUUCCAAAGGGCCCACUUGUGGAGAAAGGAAUUUUGGGGUUCCCCCUUGGAUGCCCUCUCGGUUCAGUUCUUCUUCGCCCUUGGAAGGAUGCCCUCACAAGACUGACUGAUUCUUCUCUGCAUUCACACUAAGUAGGUUCUGUCCCCACUUUCCAGAGGCUCAUCUAGUCCCCUGCAAAAACCAGGUUCCUUUCCCUGUACCUGCACAUUGAACAGAUACCCGCAGCAGUAGCUGCUUCUCUGUGAGCAUCCAGGGAGGGAGGUCUUCCCUAAGACUGCUUUUUAUUCAACUACCUGAAGCUCUUCAAAGAGCAGGGAAGAGCACCCCCUUCAGCCCAUUUCCCCCAGUCUGGCUAAUGGGCUGUGGUCAGCACACACUGUAAGAGAACGGAGACGAAUGACUUGAGCUCCAAACACCUGUUGUUCACACCAUCUUAUCCACACACGCAAGUACCUCCAGUGUUGCGACUGAUGCUGCCGCCACCUGUCUUCACCUGGCUGAGCCCUGUCCCAUCCCCUUUGCAUUUGGAGAUUUGGCACAUCUCUAGGGGAGAGCCCGAUAUGGAUCAGUCUGGAAAACACAAGUGGGCGAGUAAUGCUGGUGACCAACAGUUGAGAAAACUUGCAUGUCUCCCCAGCGUAAGGCAACUUUUUUGGGGGGGGCUAUUGGCAUUUGAUUUAGGGAGCUCUCCCUGGGAUGUCGCCUACAGGGCUUCCUUUGCUAACCUUUCCAACUCAACGCUGCUGCUGCUGCUGAUUCCAGCAAGGUGAAACGGGUAAAUGGCCCUGCUUUCGGAAGCUUCAUGAAUCCCACAAACUGAUGUUAUGGUCCUUUUGCUUUUUCCAUUGGUCCAAAUAGCACCCCCCAUCCCCUCAGGAAGGCCUUCUGCUUUGAUGUGAUAUAUACCUCAAAGGGCAGCGGGGAUAUUUGAGCAUGUUCUCUGUCUGCCCUUCUGUCUGUCUGUCUGUCCGUCCGUCCAUCCGUCUGUGUUGCGAAACUAGAAACUGCUGCCUGCCAGAACAUUGGUCUUAUUUUUGCAAAAAAGCUGUCCGCAGUACCUCCAAUGACCAAGUUACCUUUUGGUUUCCUCAUAUAAUUAGCAGGGAUUCCAUACGUUGCACAAGACUGAAGACUGGCCCGCCUCUGACAUUUAAUAAGGGUUAUUUAAAAAAAAAAACUUGCCGAUUUGUGGCCACAGGGUUUUCAGAAGCUCUCUGCUCCCCCCCCAAAAAAUCUCCUGCAUGAUGACUUGACUUAGGAAAGAGAGAGUCAUGACACUUACCUGCCUUCGUGGCUGGAGCUGUUAAUGGUAUGUAGGAGGGGGAGGCUGUGGGAGAGGACUGUUCGCUGGCCAUUGUGCAAGCCCAUUUUUCUCUUGUGUUAGCGGCAUCCUUCAUUGACAAAGGCUCUGUUUAUGUCUGGGAGCAGAAAAGCCAUGCUGAAUUCAGGCACAAGCCAGAGGCUAAGUAGCAAGCCAGAAGGUAACUUGUUGGGCUGCCAUUAAUGCCUCCUGCAACCAAGUCCGUUAACGACUUGGGGGUUUGAAACAGGGUAAAGUGAAUGUAAUGCAUUGCGGACUCAGGUAUUAUGUGAAGAAAAUAGGAAUUGUAGCUAGAGGCGUAGAGACCAUAGGUCACUCACUAGAUGGAUUUGUGAAUUUGGUUUGAAGGACACCCUACGAAGGUUGGAAUUCUUUUUCUGUGCUAUCCUUCACUUAGCAGUCGUUUUGCAAAGGGCUGUAUAAUAAUUUUGUGGUUAAUGUUGUGGGGAGGGGUGGGCUGGCGUCCAUUAUCUUUGGCUUCUGGGGCCCGUUGGGCCUCUGGCUUUCAAUAUCCCACCUGCCAUAGCAAGAUGCCUGAUAUGGUGUGUUUUUUAGCAUGAAACCAGGCUACUUUUUAUCCCUUAAUUAGAGAGAGAGAGAGACUAUUCUGUCUCCCUCUCCCCCCCAAAAAACAAACAUACCCCCCCAAGGAAAGCAUCAAGGACCACCGCAGCUGCUUCUGCAGAGUUAGGCCCAUCCUGGUGUGAGCCACUCCAACCCAUUUGGGCCAGAAAGACCCCAAAGGCCCUGUGGCCAACCUUCUCUUCCCUUACCCACUCCUGCCCUUUCAGAAGCCGAGCAGGGAGACUGGGAUUCCCCGUUUGAGUACAGUCCUUCAAACCAACCUUUUGUUGUUGUUGUUGCUGUUUAUAAACUUGAACUACUUUUUCUUUUAUCUUUUUUAAUAUUUUAUUUCUAAAAGGAAAAAACAACCAAAAAGGGGUGGGGGGGUUGGGGGUGGAGGGAGAACCGUCAGCCCUCUCCCUCCCGCCGUUGUAGCUGCCAUCGUCUUCCCCCUCCUUGGCUUUGUCAACUCCACGAUGCAACGGGCCUGUGGAGACCAAGGUGGUGGCGACGUUUCCCUCUUUCUCAGGCUUUGACAUGGCAAUCAGGCCUGCCCUGGGAGGCAGGAAGGGA
Rhineura floridana is the source of this 5139-nucleotide messenger RNA. It is a transcript of the gene NR6A1, whose product is annotated as nuclear receptor subfamily 6 group A member 1. Bases 363 to 1910 code for a protein of 515 amino acids. The record is from RefSeq and is a predicted model, not a curated record. Gene Ontology annotation, molecular function: zinc ion binding; sequence-specific DNA binding; DNA-binding transcription factor activity. Lineage: Eukaryota; Metazoa; Chordata; Lepidosauria; Squamata; Rhineuridae. The transcript has 11 exons. Gene Ontology annotation, biological process: regulation of DNA-templated transcription.